Lepus europaeus (European hare) is the source of this 7711-nucleotide messenger RNA. RefSeq names its product myosin phosphatase Rho interacting protein (gene MPRIP). The record is from RefSeq and is a predicted model, not a curated record. Gene Ontology annotation, cellular component: actin cytoskeleton. The coding region runs from base 48 to 7166 and encodes 2372 amino acids. The transcript is spliced from 25 exons. Gene Ontology annotation, molecular function: actin filament binding. NCBI's taxonomy places the organism in Eukaryota, Metazoa, Chordata, Mammalia, Lagomorpha, Leporidae. Gene Ontology annotation, biological process: actin filament organization.
CCGCCGCAGCCGCCGCCGCCGCUGCUGCUGCCGCCGCCGCGCCGACCAUGUCGGCGGCCAAGGAGAACCCGUGCAGGAAAUUCCAGGCCAACAUCUUCAACAAGAGCAAGUGUCAGAACUGCUUCAAGCCGCGCGAGUCGCAUCUGCUCAACGACGAGGACCUGACGCAGGCAAAGCCCAUUUACGGUGGCUGGCUGCUCCUGGCUCCAGAUGGGACUGACUUUGACAACCCUGUGCACCGGUCUCGGAAAUGGCAGCGGCGCUUCUUCAUCCUUUACGAGCACGGCCUCUUGCGCUACGCCCUGGACGAGAUGCCCACAACCCUCCCUCAAGGCACCAUCAACAUGAACCAGUGCACAGACGUGGUGGACGGCGAGGGCCGCACCGGCCAGAAGUCCUCCCUGUGCAUCCUGACGCCCGAGAAGGAGCACUUCAUCAGGGCCGAGACCAAGGAGACCAUCAGCGGGUGGCUGGAGAUGCUCAUGGUCUAUCCCAGGACCAACAAGCAGAACCAGAAGAAGAAACGGAAAGUGGAGCCGCCCACACCACAGGAGCCCGGGCCUGCCAAAGUGGCUGUCACCAGCAGCAGCAGCAGCAGCAGCAUUCCCAGCGCAGAGAAAGUCCCCACCACCAAGUCCACACUGUGGCAGGAAGAAAUGAGGGCCAAGGACCAGCCGGACGGGAGCAGCCUGAGUCCGGCUCAGAGCCCCAGCCAGAGUCAGCCUCCUGCUGCCAGCUCCCUGCGGGAGCCAGGGCUGGAAAGCAGAGAAGAGGAGAGCGCCAUGAGCAGCGACCGCAUGGACUGUGGCCGCAAAGUUCGGGUGGAGAGCGGCUACUUCUCCCUGGAGAAGACCAAGCAGGACCUCAAGGCUGAGGAGCAGCAGCUUCCCCCGCCGCUCUCCCCGCCCAGCCCCAGCACCCCCACCAACAGGUAUAGUUGCCCUGAGUCGCCCUCCCAGGAGCUCCGUCAUCCCCCUCACCUCUCAGGUCCUGGAGCACCCAGCCGGAUGGUCUGCAGCACCUCCCUCGGCUCCCUGCACACGGCCAGUCGGCCCUCUGCCCACACGGACUCUGCCCACCCUGGGGGGCAGGGGACAGAGAGACCGGGCAGUGCCUUUGCCUUUAAAGCCAGCAGGCAGUAUGCCACCCUGGCCGACGUCCCCAAGGCCAUCAGGAUCAGCCACCGAGAAGCUUUCCAGGUGGAGAGAAGGCGGCUGGAGCGUAGGACUCGGGCCCGGAGCCCUGGCAGGGAAGAGGUGGCCCGUCUGUUUGGCAAUGAGCGGAGGAGGUCCCAGGUAAUUGAGAAAUUCGAGGCCUUGGACAUUGAGAAGGCAGAGCACAUGGAGACCAAUGCCUCAGCCAUGCCCCCACCAUCCAGCGACACUCGCCAGGGGCGCAGCGAGAAGAGGGCGUUCCCCAGGAAGCGGGAUUUCACCAGCGAAGCCCCCACAGCUCCGCUCUCAGACGCCUCAGCCUCCCCCAUGUCUCCACACCGAAGAGCCAAGUCACUGGACAGGCGGUCCACGGAGUCCCCCAUGACGCCCGACCUGCUGAACUUCAAGAAAGGCUGGCUGACCAAGCAGUACGAGGAUGGCCAGUGGAAGAAACACUGGUUUGUCCUUGCUGACCAGAGCCUGAGAUACUACAGGGAUUCCGUGGCCGAGGAGGCUGCUGACCUGGACGGGGAGAUCGACUUGUCCACUUGUUAUGACGUCACAGAGUAUCCAGUCCAGAGAAAUUACGGCUUCCAGAUCCAUACAAAGGAGGGCGAGUUCACCCUGUCGGCCAUGACGUCAGGGAUCCGGCGGAACUGGAUCCAGACCAUCAUGAAGCAUGUGCACCCGGCCACCGCCCCGGACGUGACCAGCUCCUUGCCGGAGGAGAAGAACAAGAGCGGCUCCUCUCUUGAGACCUGCCCAAGGCCCAGCGAGAAGCAGGAGGUGGAGCCCGGGGAGCCGGACCCCGAGCAGAGGAGGAGCCGCGCACGGGAGCGGAGGCGCGAGGGCCGCUCCAAGACCUUUGACUGGGCCGAGUUCCGCCCCAUCCAGCAGGCCCUGGCUCAGGAGAGAGCUGCCAGGCCCCCUGACACGCAUGAGCCUGGGCGCUCCGAGGCCGAGCCAGGCGAGCUGGAACGGGAACGCGCGCGGCGGCGGGAAGAGCGGCGAAAGCGUUUUGGGAUGCUUGAUGCUCCGGACGGGGUGGGCAGCGAGGACGCGGCCCUGCGCAUGGAGGUGGACCGGAGCCCCGGGCUGCCUGGCCCCGUCGACCUCAAGACGCAGAACGUCCAUGUGGAGAUAGAGCAGCGGUGGCAUCAGGUGGAGACCACGCCUCUGCGGGAAGAAAAGCAGGUGCCCAUCGCCCCGCUGCACCUGCCCCCUGAGGACGGAAGCGACCGGCUCUCUGCACACGAGCUGACCUCCCUGCUGGAGAAGGAGCUGGAGCAGAGCCAGAAGGAGGCCUCGGACCUUUUGGAGCAGAACCGGCUCCUGCAGGACCAGCUGAGGGUGGCCCUGGGCCGCGAGCAGAGUGCCCGAGAGGGCUACGUGUUGCAGACUGAAGUGGCCACCUCCCCGUCGGGGGCCUGGCAGAGGCUCCAUAAAGUCAACCAGGACCUGCAGAGCGAGCUGGAAGCCCAGUGCCAGCGCCAGGAGCUGAUCGCGCAGCAGAAUCAGACCCUGAAGCGUAGCUAUGGGGAGGCCAAGGACGCGAUCCGGCACCACGAGGCCGAGAUCCGGAGCCUGCAGGCGAGGCUCAGCAGCGCCACCGCCGAGCUGGCCAUCAAGGAGCAGGCGCUGGCCAAGCUCAAAGGCGACCUGAAGCUGGAGCAGGGCAGGGCCCGUGAGCAGCUGGAGCAGCGGCAGCACAGUGAGGCGGCGCUGAGCGGCCAGCUGAGGGCCAGUGAGCAGAAGCUGCAGAGCGCUGAGGCCCUGCUGCUGGAGCGGACCCAGGAGCUGCGGGGCCUGGAGACGCAGCAGGCCCUGCAGCGGGACCGGCAGAAGGAGGUGCAGCGGCUGCAGGCGCGCGUGGCCGAGCUCAGCCAGCAGCUGGGCGCCAGCGAGCAGGCGCAGCGGCUGGUGGAGGAGAAGCUGCAGCGGAAUUACGCGCUGCUGCUGCAGAGCUGCGAGGAGGAGAAGCGGGCACUGCUGCGGAGCCUGAAGGAGGCGGAGGACCGGGCCGGCGCCUGCGAGGACCGGCUGCAGGCCCUGCAGAAGGAGACGCUGAGUGCCAAGUGUGAGGGCAGCGAGCAGGCGCGCCGGCUGGAGCAGCAGCUGGAGGCCCGGGAGGCCAGCCUGCGCCAGCUCGCCGAACACGUGCAGCGCCUUCGCGACGAGCGGGACCUCGCCAGGCAGCGGCUGCAGGAGCUGACGGAGCGCGCGGCCGCACUCCAGGAGAAGCUGAGCGGCCGGGAGGCCGACUGCCAGAGCCUGGAGCGCUCCUACCGCCGGGUCUCCAGCCAGCUGCAGAGCACGCACGCCCUGCUCCAAGAGAAGGAGGAGGAGCUGAGGCGCAUCAAGGAAGUGCACGAGAAAGUUCUGGAACAGAAAGAGCAGGACCUCAGCGAGGCUUUGGUUAAGAUGGUUGCCUUGGGGAGCAGCUUAGAAGAGACAGAGAUGAAACUCCAGGAAAAGGAAGAGAUUUUGAGGAAAUUUGCAGACAGGCCUCCGACGGGCACCGAGGAGCCCUCGCCGGCUGCCCCGGAAGAUGGAGAGGAGGAGGGUGGCAUCUCCCUUCUGGGCCAGCGGCUGGAGGACGAGGACCCCACGGCUGCCCUGGGGGAGGAAGGCGGCGCUGGCAGCCCCAGCAGAGAAGAGGGCACAGUGCCACCGAAGGCAGAGGACGCCUCCAGCAGGGAGGGGCAGCUGCCGAGCACAGCCAAGCCCGACCCGGGAGCACCUGGGGCUAAAAGGCAAAGAAUCCGGUUCUCCACGAUCCAGUGCCAAAAAUACACCCACCCUGAGGGGUCCGAGAAGACCUGGGCCAGCAGCACCUCGUCCGACACCAGUCAGGACCGCUCGCCCUCAGAGGAGAGCAUGUGCUCAGAGGCCACGCCUGGCGCCCCACCCUCAGCCAGCGACCCUGACACGUACCUGUCCAUCAUCCACUCCCUGGAGACCAAGCUCUACGUCACGGAGGAGAAGCUCAAGGACGUGACCGUGAGGCUGGAGAGCCAGCAGGGCCAGAGCCGGGAUGCGCUGCUCGCGCUGCACCAGCAGUGGGCCAGCGCCGAGGCCCAGCUCCGCGAGCAGCUCCGUGCCAGCCUGCUGCAGGUCGGCGCCCUGGCCGCCCAGCUGGAGCAGGAAAGACAGGAGAGGGCCACGAGUGUCGAGAGCCAUGUCGGGGAGCUGGGGGACUUCCAGGUGAAGAACAGCCAGGCCCUGUCGUGCCUAGAAAGCUGCCGAGAACAGCUGAGGGCCCUGCCGAGGGCCAGCCAGGGGGACGAGCAGGACCCCAGCACGGCCUCGCUGGCCAGCGUGGAGAGCGCGCUCGUGAGUGCCAUCCGGGCCCUGCGGCCCUGGCCAGCCCCUGCCGAUGGCAGGGCCCAGGGGGCUUGGCUGGAGGAGAGACGCCUGGUGGAGAGCGGGAUGGCCCCUCGGCCAGAGCUGAGCGAGCAGGAGCAGGUGAAGCUGCUGUCUGACCAGAUAGCCCUGGAGGCGUCUCUGAUCAGCCAGAUCGCAGAGUCUCUGAAGAGCACUACCCUGGACGUGUCCCGCGUCCUCUGUGAGGUGUCUCAGGCAGGAGAGUCGCUGCCGGCGGCUCAGAGCAGCGCCGUCUCCGCCCUGGCCCCCGCAGAGGCCUGGGCCAGGAAGGUGCUGGUGGAUGGCGAGUUCUGGAGCCAGGUGGAAUCCCUGAGGAAGCACCUGGGGACACAGGGAGGAGAGGCAGCUGGCGCCUCGGCCGGUGGGCAGCAGUACGUCCCCCAGGGCCUGGCGGAAGCCACGUGGGUCAGGGCGGAGCUCAGCUUUGCCACGCAGUCCGUGAGAGAGUCAUUCCACCAUCGGCUGCAGAGCGUUCAGGAGACCCUGAGGGGGACGCAGAGGGCCCUGCGGCAGCACAAGUGCAUGCUGGGGGAGCUCCUGAGCGCCUACCAAACCCCAGACUUCGAGAGAGUGAUGCAGCGGGUGUCAGAGGCCCUGGGGUGGCCGGCGGGCAGUGAGGACGACAUGCGCGCAGCCUGGGACCUGAGCCCCUUGGGAGAAGUGCUGAGUCCAGACGUGGAGGGCUCCCCAGAGCCCUCCCGCGGGCCCCAGCAGAGCUCAGGAGCCCUUGUCGCCAUCCAGGAAGAGCUGGCCCAGCAGCUGAAAGAGAAGGCCAGCCUCCUGGAGGAGAUCUCCGCCGCUCUGCCCUCCCUGCCGCCCUGGGAGUCGCUCGGAGGUUGCCGGAGGCUGCUCCAGGCCUCCCGCGAGCUCUCGUACAGCACCUGCCUGGGAGGCCUGGGGCAGUACUCGUCGCUGCUGGUUCAAGACGCCAUCGUCCAGGCGCAGGUGUGUUACGCGGCCUGCAAAAUCCGGCUGGAGUAUGAGAAGGAGCUCCGGUUCUACCGGGAGUCCUGGCAGGCCGGGGGUGCCACUUGCCAGGAGCCUGCGGCGCAGGCAGUCGGGGCCCUGCGGGAGGAGUACGAGGAACUCCUCCGCAAGCAGAAGAGCGAGUACCUGGAAGUGAUCGCCCUCGUGGAAAGGGAAAACGCAGAGCUCAAGGCCAAAGUCACCCAGCUGGGCCACCAGCAGCGAUGUCUGCAAGAAGCGGAAAGCAAGCACAGUGAGAGCAUGUGUGCGCUGCAGGGCAGGUAUGAGGAGGAGAUGAGGUGUGUGGUGGAGCAGCUGAGCAGGACCGAGAGCACGCUGCAGGCCGAGCGCAGCCAGGUGCUGAGGCAGCUGGACGCCUCGGCCAGGGACAGGCAGGACAUGGAGCGGCAGCACGUGCAGCAGAUGCAGACGCUGGAGGACCGCUUCCAGCUCAAGGUCAGGGAGCUGCAGACCAUCCACCAGGAGGAGCUGAGGACCCUGCAGGAGCACUGCGCGCACAGCCUGCGCUGCCUGCAGCAGACCCUCGGCCUGCACCAGCGGCCCCCGACCCAGCCCGAGGGCCUGCCGGCCCCCAGCGAAGCCGACGCCACGACGGGCCUGCGGGAGCGCAUCCAGGAGCUGGAGGCCCAGAUGGGCCUCAUGCGGGAGGAGCUGGGGCACAAGGAGCUGGAGGGCGACGCGGCCUCUCUGCGGGAGAAGUAUCAGCGGGACUUUGAGAACCUCAAGGCCACGUGCGAGCGUGGGUUUGCCGCCAUGGAAGAGACGCACCAGAAGAAGAUCGAAGACCUGCAGAGGCAGCACCAGCGGGAGCUGGAGAAGCUUCGGGAGGAGAAGGACCGGCUCCUGGCCGAGGAGACCGCUGCCACCAUCUCAGCCAUCGAAGCCAUGAAGAAUGCCCACCGGGAGGAGAUGGAGCGCGAGCUGGAGAAGAGCCAGCGCUCUCAGAUCAGCAGCAUCAACUCGGACAUCGAGGCGCUGCGGCGGCAGUACCUGGAGGAGCUGCAGUCGGUGCAGCGGGAGCUGGAGGUGCUGUCGGAGCAGUACUCCCAGAAGUGCCUGGAGAAUGCCCACCUGGCCCAGGCACUGGAGGCUGAGCGGCAGGCCCUGCGGCAGUGCCAGCGCGAGAACCAGGAGCUCAACGCCCACAACCAGGAGCUGAACAACCGCCUGGCUGCGGAGCUCACUCGGUUACGGACGCUGCUGACUGGGGAUGGCGGCGGGGAGGCUGCUGGGUCCCCCCUGACGCAGGGCAAGGAUGCCUACGAGUUAGAGGUCUUGCUGCGGGUCAAGGAGUCAGAGAUACAGUACCUGAAACAGGAGAUCAGCUCCCUCAAGGACGAGCUGCAGACGGCACUGCGGGACAAGAAGUACGCGAGUGACAAGUACAAAGACAUCUACACGGAGCUCAGCAUCGCCAAGGCGAAGGCAGACUGUGACAUCAGCAGGUUGAAAGAGCAGCUGAAGGCAGCCACGGAAGCGCUGGGGGAGAAGCCCCCCGAGAACGCCGCAGUGUCGGGAUAUGAUAUAAUGAAGUCCAAGAGCAACCCUGACUUCCUGAAGAAGGACAGAUCCUGUGUCACCCGGCAGCUCCGGAACAUCAGGUCCAAGUCCGUAAUUGAGCAGGUCUCAUGGGAUAACUGACACGCGCCCGCUUCCAGGUCCCCUGUCGUAGUCUGAAAGAAGGCCUGACGGUGCAGGAGCGGUUGAAGCUGUUUGAAUCCAGGGACUUGAAGACAGACUGAGUGGCGGGUGCCACCCCCACCCCCUCCGGCGCUGCGUGUGCCUUCCCUGUUGUUGCUGUCGCUGUCACUGCUGUCACUGACCGGGUUGGAUGCAUGAGAGGCAGGGUGCGCCCGCCACCCCCUGCUGAGCCGAGUCCAGCUUCCUGUCGUCUUUAUCACAGCUUUUCUCCCGUGGUUUUUCCGAAAUGAGGCGGCGGGGCGGGGCGGGGGCCCCUCCCGGCCGGCGCCGCUGCACGCACUCAGUAUUAGGCCCAGCAGCCUGUUGGCCCGUGGGCGCGGCAGGCGGAUGCGGGGAGGGGGGCGCCGUGCGACAGCCCUCUGUGUGUGCUCCACCACGAGCCUCGGACCACACCCGCAAUCGGCGGGCACCUGCCAGACCGGACGAUGUCAGAGGCAACCAUUCCUAUUUUGUUUGUUUUUUUAUUAAAUCUUGCACAAACCCGG